AUGUGUUCUUCAAUUCGAGUUGCAAUUUGUGGUGCUGGUCCAUCUUGUUUAAGCCAAUUACAUGCAUUUGAAUCUACCAGACAAAAAGAUGAUAAUCUUCGUUUAAAAUCAUCAAAUUCUAUUUAUUUACCAAAUUUAUAUAAAACAAUAUUUUGGUUAGAUCAACCACGUUUAAUUGAUAUUGGAAUGCAAGAGAUUUUAUUCUUGGAAAUUAUUAAAUUAUCUGCAUCAAAACAAGAAAUGGAAUUGUAUAUUAAACAAUGA
Adineta steineri is the source of this 264-nucleotide messenger RNA. NCBI's taxonomy places the organism in Eukaryota, Metazoa, Rotifera, Eurotatoria, Adinetida, Adinetidae. The record is from the annotation of a GenBank genome assembly.